AUGAUUUUUUUCCUUAAAGCUGUACUGUGCGCUUUUUUGGUGAAGGCCAUUGCAAAAUCAGCGGUCCCCACAAAAAGUGGCACUGAUGCUAGAAAACCACAGUGUAACGUAAACAACUACUUUUAUGCUGGACCGAAUACUAAGAAGAUCGAACAACAACUGGCCGAAAUCAGAGAAGAAAUCAAGGAGCUUAAAGAAAACCGAACUGGUGGUGGCGGUUCUAGCGGCAAAGGUAUUUCUUUGAACAUCGUCCCUGUUUUCACUGUCUUGUAGCGCUCUGAUCCUAGCGAUUCAGUACUUUCUUUUAAGCGCGCUUAUCGUCUGCAAACGAUUCAUCACUUGACUGUGUUUCGGUUCACGGCUUAACAGCAGCUCGGAGGUUUUACGACUUUUAAAAACGGCCUACUUGCUGAUGGGCAAGCGAAAUAAGUGCCAAUGAGUGCGUACAUUCAUCUUAUAUUGGUCUUUAUUAGCCCCGGUUCAACGAGGGUCGUUUUAAACUUUAGGAUGAGUAAGUAAAGCCCACUAUUCCAUAUCCACUGUGGAAGAGAAGAGCCCAAAACCAUCAGCAAGAGAAUAAUAAGCUGUUCAUAAAUUUGCGUAUAAGUAUCCAAUAAGGUUAAAUAUAGGACUGUCAUAUCAUCAUAUCACUAGUACAAGUCUCGUGCGGAAAUUCACACCAAUCCGAUUUUCGCUACAAUUUUCUUUUUCCAAUAGUCGUAAGCUUUUCACUGGCCAUUCUAUUUUCAGUUUACGAGAACUGUGCCGAAAUUUACCAGUUCGGUAUAAAGAUCAAUGGAGUGUACAAAAUCAAUCCUGAUGGUUUGGGCGAAUUUGAAGUGUACUGUGAUCAGAAAACUGCUGGUGGAGGUUGGACAGUUUUCCAGAAGAGGCAAGAUGGCUCUGUGGAUUUUUACCGCAAUUGGGACGACUACAAACGAGGCUUUGGUAAUCUGAACGGCGAGUUUUGGCUCGGACUGGACAAGAUUCAUCGCCUGACUGUAAGCGGCAGUUACAAGCUUCGCGUGGACUUGGAAGAUCUUCAUGGCAGUACAGCAUUUGCAGAGUACAGUUCAUUUGCUGUCACGAGCGAGAGGGUGAAAUACAAACUGAGUUUGGGCAGUUAUUCAGGUACUUCUUUUUAUGACACUUCAGUAUACGAUUUUCCGCCCAAGAUAUCGAAUAUGAAGAAAGCACCACGUAUAAGGCCUUUUACCAUUCGCCCGUUUCUCUUCUUUACCCAAAGAAAAGCCUUAGUCUGGUUAGUGCCCAGUCUACAUGCAGCAUCGUCCCCAGAUCAGUUCCUGCUAUUCGAAUACGGUUCUUAACAUGCCACGACGGCGACGACAACGAGAACGUCAAAAAGCAGUUAGUUAAGAUUGGCAAAACAACAACUCUGCAUGUGCAUCACGCUUUUUUCUACAUUUCUUUGCCGUCGCUGACACUGUUCGACUACGACGGGAUAAUCAUGCCUAAUUUCACGUUUUUAUGGAGGACGUAAACAAGCGAUGACUAAAUUUCCCUUCUGUUUCUGAACUUAAAUAGGGUUCUAUAUUAAGAAUUCGGAUCAAAAAAUAGUUCGUUGCAUUUGACAAAGUAAAUUAGUUGGAUUCAUCGCGAGAUAAAUAAUGGUAAUUGAACUGAGUGGAGUGCAAUUUGGUCUGAAAUCAUACGCGUGAUUUCAAAAUCGAACGAGCGCGCAGCGCGAGUUUGAUUUGAAAUCACAAGUAUGAUUUCAGACCAAAAUUGCACGACACGAAGGUCAAUUACCACUUUAUUACAUCCAUUUUGAAAUCGCAGAAUUUAGUCAGUACUAAUAUUUUAUUGGUCGAGUAGCCGGUUUGUUAAAAAGCCGAAACAAAAAGGCUUUUACAUCUCACUUUGUAUUCGAAACAGAAAUGAUGCGAUAUAGAACAAAAAUGGUGCGAUUUAAAACAGAAAUGAUGCGAUUUAGAACAUGAAUGACGCGAUUUGGAACAGAUGUGAUUUAGAGCAAAAAAUGGUGCGAUUUAGGAAUAAAUCACACUGCUGAGAGCCAAUCAGAUUGCACGGAUAGCCAGUGAUUUCAAAGUGGAUGUAAUAAAGGUUGAAAGAACCCAAAUUCACCUUUCGAGCGACGUCUUCGUGGCCGUCGCCGUCGCCGUCGUGGUAUCUUAAACCCCCUAAUGAUCGGAUGAGGCUGGGAACCGAACGUCCAGGGCGAAUACUGCCGACACACUUAAAAGGGGACGUCCCAUCACAACUCGCCGAGGACGACUGGUAAUGAUACUGGGCUAUGUGAAAGAAAAUGCAAAUCUAGACCGACUAUAAUUCACGGUGGUGGUGGUGUUGUCUGAUCUUUUUUUAAGGUACCGCUGGAGAUUCCCUUACGUAUCACAGAGGAUAUCCAUUUACCACCAAAGAUCGUGACAAUGACAGUGGCGGUAGUAACUGUGCCGUGCAAUAUAAAGGCGCCUGGUGGUAUCAGGAUUGCUACAGCUCCAACCUGAAUGGUUUGUAUCUUCACGGAAAGGACAGUACUCAAGGAAUGCCAUGGAAAACAUGGAAAAAUAACCACUACUCAGUGAAGAGAUCUGAGAUGAAGAUACGUCAAAAGGAUUUUUAA
Porites evermanni is the source of this 2605-nucleotide messenger RNA. Lineage: Eukaryota; Metazoa; Cnidaria; Anthozoa; Scleractinia; Poritidae. The record is from the annotation of a GenBank genome assembly.